GGCCAAGUGGUGUGCUCUUAUUCCUGGGAGCUGCCAUGGAGAUGGGUAAGAAGAGCCGGGCUCCUUCAGGCCAUGUGUGUGGGCAAAGCCCUGCAGCAUGCAGAAGCUGAAGAUCGUGACGAGACCCUCGGCACCUUCCUCCGCCUUUGAUCCCUGGGGACCCCCAUGGAUGGGGGUGUAAGGAGGAGCCUGCGCGAUUGGGGCUCCAGGACAUGCAAGAGAAGGAAACUGUCACCCCUGAGAGAGCAGAAGAGGCAAAACUGAAGGCCAAAUACCCCAACCUAGGCCAGAAGCCUGGAGGUUCCGACUUCCUCAUGAAGAGACUGCAGAAAGGGCAAAAAUACUUCGAUUCUGGUGACUACAACAUGGCCAAGGCAAAGAUGAAGAACAAGCAGUUGCCAAGUGCAGGGCCAGACAAGAACCUGGUGACAGGAGACCACAUCCCCACGCCACAGGACCUCCCGCAGAGAAAAUCCUCGCUUGUAACCAGCAAGCUGGCAGGGUAGCCUGUGCUCACAGGCUGGGUUUUUUCCUAUUUCCUUUUUUUGUUUUGGCUAAAUGGAUUGAACUUCACUGUACCAUAGGGAUGGGAGCACCAGAAUCCACAUAGUUAUUUGAGUAUUUACAGCAAACACACACUGAAACUGUGUUUCAGUGAGAGGCGAACAAGAGGUGUCAGUAGCCUGGGAUGCACAGGCAGAUUUGAUUGGGCCAUUCCCUUUAGCAAGUCAGUUUGCUGCCUUAAUUUUCAUGCUGUUUGAAACCAUCCUCGCUUGCAGAGCUACUGAUGCACUGCCUCCUUGCCUGGGAGUCAAGCAGCCCCAGGAGAAGCAGGAAAGUGCUCAGAGGAGUUGCUUGCGGUUUGCUUGGCGCCGGUAGGAGAGGAGAGCUCAGAGCUGUGGUGUGUGAAUGCUUUUCAGGUGUUGGGUGUCUGCAGGGGAAGAACUGGCUGGGCAAAAGGUGUGAUACAUGAUCUGGAAGUUUAAAUAGGUGUGUGCGUUAGAGCUUCUAAGUCAAGAAAUUAGCUGAUAUGCAAAAAAUUACAUGGCUGUGUUGCUGGGCUGAGCUGCCUGGGAUCUGUCCCCUGCUUGCACAAAGCAGCUGAGGUUGCAGGAGGGGACGAUGCAUCUGAUGGUUGCAGGAGAGGGGCCAGGCAGUGUUUGAAACAGUCCUUGUGGCUUGGAGCUGUGAUGGGGCAUUUGCUGUUUUGGGGGUAUAGCCCCACCACAGCUGCAUCCAAGUGCAAGGCACAGUGUGAGGCUUGCAGCUGCCCCAGAGGGUUUGUGGGCAGUUUCUGUCUCCCUGGUCACUUCUGGCCAGUGAUGCUGGCUGCCUUGGCAAGGGUGAGAGAUGGUGCCUCUCCCAGCUGCCAGGUAGGCAGCAAAGGUGGUGAGCUGAAUCCCGCCAGCAGCAGGGUGCUUGGCACGCAGGAGAGUGGCCAGACGGGCAGGCAGACCCCUGUCUGGUUGCAUGCAACCCAUGCCUGAUGCCCAGAGUUUUGUGCUUGCAAAGUAGGGGCCAGCAGCAGCCUGUGAGACAGAUGUGAGCUGUUAGAGCUGAUCUCUGAAGGGAGAGAGGCAGGACUGGGAAUAACCACCCCGGAAGGGAAAAAAGCACCAGAGACAGAGAUGAGGAAGAGAGGAGCAUAGAGGCAAACCUGUGUUGACAGUGUCAGGCACCCCAAGCUGGGGUUUCUUUCUUUUUUCUCCUUUUUUUUUAUUCCUCCUUUUCUU
Molecule: messenger RNA, 1733 nt
Organism: Haliaeetus leucocephalus (bald eagle)
Lineage: Eukaryota; Metazoa; Chordata; Aves; Accipitriformes; Accipitridae
Gene: ENSA
Product: endosulfine alpha
Exons: 3
Coding region: 213-506 (97 amino acids)
Cellular component (GO): cytoplasm
Molecular function (GO): protein phosphatase inhibitor activity
Source: RefSeq, a predicted model, not a curated record